AUUGUCUCUGUCCUGACGUCAUCCAAGCGCGGCUGCUAACCGCGGUAACGCCGCAUUAUUUUUCUGCGGGUAUCGGCCUACCCCGUGGUUCCCUCUUCAUACACAAUCAUAGCAGCUCCUCACCUACAUUUCAUUUCCUAUAUGGGCUCAUCAUCCUCUAAACCUGCGGGUUCGGCGGCUAGAGCCGUCUCACGCCGGCAAUAUCCCAAGAAUCCAACUCCAGCAACGACCACGCAAGCUCCGUCGACUCUAGUACCACCAGAAACAACAAGGCGCAGACGCCCUCCAGGACCAGUAUAUCAUGCAAAGGAACAACCCUCCACUGUGCGAUCAGAGGCAAUCGACCUAGACGCACGAGAUCCCACAUUUGCAGCCUCUCUGCGCUCCAUCGGCCCCGUAACGCCUAACCCUACCUUGUCGCAUUCAAGCACCUUCAAUGCAACACAAAAAGGCAGGACGAACACCGUGUUCCCACAGGCUUCGAAUCCUGCAUUGCUUGUCUGGAGCGCACGGCAGCGAAUCACAAAGGAGGCGGAGCUUGAGGCAGAGUCGUUUGGGAAACAAAGCUAUGCAGGAAGGGAGUAUUUGGAUGCAUUGACGAUUCGACAGGCGCUUUCCAUGCGGGAUCGGCAGGGUCUAUCGGAUGGGGAGAUCGAGGGGCUCCUGAGGCUCAAGAAGGGGGUUUUGGGACGGUUGGGGAAGAAGGGGGUAUUCUCGGAGGUUGGUUGAUAUCAACAAUCUUGAGCUGUACAUGUAUAAAACAGUUGUCGCCAUUGAUGGAUGGCCUAUCUGUGGAGUAUGGUGUAUACGGUAUGUUGAUAUUGUAAAUAUAUCUUUUCAGAAGGGAAAUCAUUUGGAUGGAAUGCUUGGAAGUAUAUCAUUGGCAUAAAAUAGGAGUACGUCCACGGAAUGUCUAUAUGUCCCUUA
This is a messenger RNA of Monascus purpureus, 927 nucleotides long. Lineage: Eukaryota; Fungi; Ascomycota; Eurotiomycetes; Eurotiales; Aspergillaceae. The record is from the annotation of a GenBank genome assembly.